Prunus dulcis (almond) is the source of this 1418-nucleotide messenger RNA. Its product is annotated as ABC transporter I family member 6, chloroplastic. Lineage: Eukaryota; Viridiplantae; Streptophyta; Magnoliopsida; Rosales; Rosaceae. Gene Ontology annotation, molecular function: ATP hydrolysis activity; ATP binding. The transcript has 6 exons. The record is from RefSeq and is a predicted model, not a curated record. Bases 179 to 1195 code for a protein of 338 amino acids.
AUUUCAGCAAUUUGCCCUUUUAGUUAUUGUCUUAUUUAUUUAUUUAUAAAUAUUUUAUUUUAUUUUAUUUUAUAGUUAUCGUCACUCCCUCCAAAGUCCAAUCUUCAUAAUUUCCAGGCUUCCACUUUCAGAGAGAGAAUUAGAAUUAGGGUUUGCACUUGCGGUGAUAAGCAACUCUAUGGCUCUGUUGCCAUUUAAUCACCCUUCUUGCACUCUUCCCUCGCCACCACCACAAUCUUCUUCUUCUUGUCUUAUUAGGUAUAAUUUGCCCUCCAAUUCUCCAGUAUUUACAAGUUCUGCAGUCCUCCGCCCUCUCCGUUGGUGCUCAAACCACCACCAGCUCCGGUCUCUGACGCCGGGGAAGGUGACGGUCAGCCUCUCCUCCGCCGUGGAAACUUCAGGUUCAGGCAAUAACAGUCAAGUUGAGGAAGGAGAGAAGAAGCUGCUACUCCAAGUCAAGGAUUUAACGGCGGUGAUUGCCGAAUCGAAACAGGAGAUUCUCAAGGGCGUUAACCUCACCAUCUACCAAGGAGAGGUUCAUGCCAUAAUGGGAAAGAAUGGUUCAGGGAAGAGCACUUUUGCCAAGGUUCUGGCUGGGCAUCCGGAAUACGAAGUUACAGGAGGCAGUGUGGUGUUUAAAGGGGAAAACUUGCUGGAAAUGGCAGCAGAAGACCGGUCACUUUCUGGGCUUUUUAUGAGUUUCCAGUCUCCAGUUGAGAUCCCUGGUGUCACCAACAUUGAUUUUCUCAACAUGGCUUACAAUGCCCGCAGAAAAAAAUUAGGACUGCCUGAGCUUGGACCAAUUGAGUUCUAUGCUUAUAUCUUUCCCAAACUUGAUCUUGUGAACAUGAAGACCGACUUCCUCAAUAGAAAUGUUAAUGAAGGCUUUAGUGGAGGUGAAAAGAAGCGCAAUGAGAUUUUACAACUGGCGGUUUUGGGGGCAGAAUUGGCUAUAUUGGAUGAAAUUGAUUCUGGGUUGGAUGUUGAUGCAUUUCGAGAUGUAGCGAAGGCAGUGAAUGGGUUACUGACUCCACGAAAUUCUGUAUUGAUGAUUACUCAUUAUCUACGACUUCUAGAAUUUAUAAAGCCAACAUGCAUCCAUAUUAUGGAGGAUGGGAAAAUUGUGAAGACAGGCAACAUCUCCUUAGCAGAGGUACUAGAAAAGGAAGGGUACAAAGCAAUUUCUGCAGCAUAACAACAUGCAAAAAGAUGUGAUAGUCUUCGGAAAACGCAGGUGCAGAUGUGAUGCAAUCUUCAGAAGACGCAGGUACAGGAACGGGGGACACAUUUUUGACACACAUUAUAACACACUUUGUAGACCAUUAGAUUAAAACAGUUUUAAUUGUUGAGAUUGCAUCUUAUAAUGUCUACGUUGGAAACAUCCGAGUUCAAUUUUCCUGUGCCUUCAUGUUUCUUUC